AUGACAACAGAAGUCCAAAGAGGUCUGAAGAUGCAGGAAAGUCGACUUUUAUCAACUCCGCAAUCUCAACUAGAUGAACAGGACGAUGAGGAAUGGUCUCCGAUUCAGCUUGCCGCUGCGCAAGGGAACCUAUGCCAGGUACAGCGGCUCUUAGCCCAACUAGUGGACCCCAAUGAUCCCCCUAAAGGCUACUAUGGGCAGACAGCCCUUCAAGCCGCCUCCAAUAAUGGACAUCUCGCCGUGGUUGAGACGCUGUUAGUGGCAGGGGCAGACGUUAACGCUCCUGGUGGAAACAAUGGUGGCAGAUCAGCAGUUGUACUGGCCUCUGGAGCGGGCUAUCUGAAUAUCGUCAACCACUUAGUUUCCGCCGGAGCCGAUAUCAACUGCCCACCCCAUCAGUAUGCGGGACGAACAGCCUUACAGGCCGCCGCCGAGGGUGGCCAUAUCGAGCUACUGAAAUGGCUGCUUCAGCAAGGCGCAGAGAUUAAUGCUCCUACAGCCAAGAAUUCAGGUCGUACCGCACUUCAAGCUGCUGCGUUACAAGGUCACGCCGAUAUCGUGGAAAUUCUCCUACACCACAAGGCCUGCGUGAAUACCCGAGCCGUAAGGUAUAAAGGCUUUACGGCCCUUCAGGGCGCAGCCUUUAGCGGUCAUCGCGAGAUUGUCCGUCGACUGUUAGAUGCAGGAGCCGAUGUGAACGCUGAAGGCUCAUAUUAUAACGGAUUUACGGCGCUUUCGGCAGCGGCAGAAUCUGGCCAUCAUGAGAUUGUCCGGAUGUUACUCGAUGCGGGGGCAGAUGUCUCCCUCACAUCAGGAAAUAAAAAGUGGACGGCAGCACAGAUUGCGACCUUCAGAGGGCAAAAUGCCAUCACGCAAAUUUUCCAACAGAUUAACCAGACGGAGAAGAUAGUCUAA
This is a messenger RNA of Penicillium verrucosum, 915 nucleotides long. RefSeq names its product ankyrin repeat domain-containing protein. Lineage: Eukaryota; Fungi; Ascomycota; Eurotiomycetes; Eurotiales; Aspergillaceae. The record is from RefSeq and is a predicted model, not a curated record. Gene Ontology annotation, molecular function: protein binding. The transcript has a single exon. Bases 1 to 915 code for a protein of 304 amino acids.